Messenger RNA from Anguilla rostrata (American eel), 2577 nucleotides. RefSeq names its product nerve growth factor b (beta polypeptide) (gene ngfb). The coding region runs from base 951 to 1904 and encodes 317 amino acids. Gene Ontology annotation, molecular function: nerve growth factor receptor binding; growth factor activity. The transcript has 2 exons. NCBI's taxonomy places the organism in Eukaryota, Metazoa, Chordata, Actinopteri, Anguilliformes, Anguillidae. Gene Ontology annotation, biological process: cell surface receptor protein tyrosine kinase signaling pathway; positive regulation of peptidyl-serine phosphorylation; peripheral nervous system development. Gene Ontology annotation, cellular component: synaptic vesicle; dendrite; axon. The record is from RefSeq and is a predicted model, not a curated record.
AGUAUUACAAUUAGCAUAGUAUUAUAAUUGUACUGCCUGCCCAACCCCUGUCCUCUAUUUUUUUUAAAUCCAAUGUAUGGUCACCCUAUCUGAAAGAAAGGACAACUAACUGUGGUGAAAUAAUGAGAAAUAAAUGCACACACACACAACAAAUCACAUAUAUGGUCAAUUUCGAAUUUGAAUGAGAAUUGCUGAUUAAUACCAAUUCAGUCCUUAAAGGAACUGAAUAUGGUGACGGGAUUUGAUACAUUUUUAUUGUUUAAUCACAGAAUCUCAGGUUUCAAGGGCGGAUGUAGAAUUUUAAUGUAAAGUAAAGGAAAUUGAAUUGCUUUAAAUUCAGAUUAGGCUAAAAGAUUUGAAUGCUUUAACACUGCCUUCAGUGAAAUGGUGGUGUGUGCUGAUGUCAAUCUUUGGAUUUGCUGCCGGGCGUUAAGUGCUUGUUCACGGCCUACCUGAAAAUGGGGAUUCUAAUUGAUAGCUCCUCUCUAAUUAGCUUGUACACCUGUGGUGAGGCUGCGGAGUUUGGUAUAUAAGACUCUCAUCAGUAUAUAACUCCAGUUCACUGAUGAAGGUGAUAUACCUCAUUUUAACUGGAAUUGGUGAGUGUGGACCUUUCUAGAAUUUAAUUAACUGAUUUUUUUGUUUCCUUAACCAAAUUGCAGAUAGAUUGCAAUCUAUUUAUGCUAAAAAAAAUAUAUACUACUUUUGCUGCCAUGUGUUAAGUGCUUGUUCGUGGCCUACUUGCAAUUAGAGGAUUUGAUUGGUAGAUCCCCACUAAUUAGCGUGUACACCUGUGGCGAUGCUGUAGAGUCAGGUAUAUAAGACUGCCAUCAACAUAUAACACCUUUUCACUAAUGAGGGAAGGCAGCAUGCUGAAACUUUAACUUUUAGCCAAAGUUCAACUCAACUAAAACUAUUGAGUGCAGAUCUUUCUUAAAUGAAGCGAGCUGAUGAGGUCGACCACGCUGGGACUGCUCUUCCUGUUCAGCGUUCGAGCGGUCUUCAACAUGGGAGGGGGGGUCCAGGCUGGGGGGACCAGCCGCCAACGCCGCGCCCAGUCCGGCUUGGGAGGGGGCCGAGGCACCCCAUCGGGAGGCGGGACCCCCCACAGCACGACCAACCUCUCUGUUUCGACGACAGACCCCGAACUCCUCGCGGGGAAACUCCGAUCAGCGCACGGCACUGGCGCUAAACUUCAUAACGCAGCCUCAAGCUCCAGCUCAACUCUUCACCCGAAACUCUUCCCCAAACCCCCCACGUCUGUCCCCGCUCCGCAUCCGAAUCUCCCCGAUGCGAGCCCCUCCUCGAACCCGGCGCCGGGCCCGGAACUUUCCGACGAGCCGCUGAGGAACGUUCCUGGCGCUAGCCCCAAACUCUUCGUGGAGUCUCCGGACGGCAUCCCCACCGUGGACCCCAAACUCUUCAACAAGCGGCGCUACCGCUCGCCCCGGGUGCUGUUCAGCGCCCACCCGCCCGACGCGGAGGGGGGCGGGGCCAGGGUGCGGCGGCGCGCCGCUCAGCCCCGCCACCGGGGGGUGUACUCCGUCUGCGACAGCGUCAGCAACUGGGUGGGCAACAAGACCACGGCCAUCGACAUCACGGGCAACGAGGUGACGGUACUGCCGGACGUGCGCGUCAACAACAUCGUGAAGAAGCAGUACUUCUUCGAGACCACGUGCCACGUGAUGCGCGGCGGGGGCGGGGGAGGGGGCGGCGGUGGGCGGGCAGGGGCGGGGGCGGGCAGCUGCCUGGGCAUCGACAGCCGCCACUGGAACUCGUACUGCACAAACACGCACACCUUCGUGCUCGCCAUGACCUCCUUCAAGAGCCUGGUGGCCUGGCGGCUGGUGCGCAUCAACGCCGCCUGCGUCUGCGUGCUCAGCCGCAAGUCCUGGAGGCAGUGACCCCCGCACCGUGCCAACAGCGCCCCCUGCUGCCCCCCGCUGAACCUGCAGCCUGAUCAUCUAAACACCAGCCAGACAUUCACCACCACACACACACAUGCGCACACAUACGCAUAUAUAUACACACACACACGAACACACUCUCUCACACGCGCACACACACACACACAUGCAUGCACACAUACGCAUAUAUACAUAUACACACACACACACAUAUGCACAUGCACCUACACGCACACACACACACACACACACAUGCACAUAUGCACACACACACACACCAUUCUUCACUCUGUAAAUUAUUGUUUAAGUUAUGAAAACUGCAUGUUAUGUUAUAUAUAUAUAUAUAUGAAGCAUUUAUUGUUGUGCUGCUGUUAACAUUGUUAUUUAUUAAACACUUCAAUAGAGGGCUAGAGCACAGAUGUGCUUUCUGAGUGGAGUUACCGUCUGUCGUCUGUACACGCUGUACCAAGGAGGCUGUUCUCACAACGUAAUCUUCAGCACGAUAUUUCUCGCAAAGCAAAGAGCAGAGUAGAUCCCAGCCACACUGAGCAGCUCUAUGACCCGGUCGCCAUGGCGAUAACCUUCGAACUGCACGUGUCAAAGGUCAGGUGUAUUUGUGGUCAGCAGCUGUGAGGUCACAGCUCAUAAUAGCCAAAUUGCCCAAGCUCCG